Molecule: messenger RNA, 321 nt
Organism: Mesocestoides corti
Lineage: Eukaryota; Metazoa; Platyhelminthes; Cestoda; Cyclophyllidea; Mesocestoididae
Source: the annotation of a GenBank genome assembly
UUACAGGAUGAACUCAUCAUCCAUCGAAGGUCCAUUCGCAGACGCAGUCCAGCUGGCUUUCACUGUCCAAUUCGUCGUCGCUUAGUUGCCAAUGCCGCAGCCACUCCUGAGGGGAAGACAGUGUGGCGUCGGAUCAGGGUGCAGACAUGUUGGACCACCUGGACGCAGCCAAUCUUGUGUCUCUCUGCGAUCAAAUGGCAUGCGAGAAAGGAAGGCAGCCAACCAGAGAAGGACAUGGUUGAGAUGCAGUAUAUAAUGAGCGGCGUGGCCAGCGUGGCGGACUCAGAUGGAAGGCGCCUGAAGCGUGGCUCUGGCUUCUGA